UUCUCUUCUGCUCAGCUGCAUCACAAAUAUGAAACAAUGGAUGCUUGUCUCCAGUCUCCUAGGAAUAUGUUCUGCUCUGCCGCUAUUUCCUCAGCAUGCCGGAAUACCUGGAAUGGGUAGUAUUAGUCUUGAGAGGACAAGACAACUUGGUGGUUUAAACAUACCUUCUGCUCCCCCACAGGCUUUGCCUUAUAGCUAUGAUCCAUUCCAUUCCAUGUGGGGCAGAAGUUUUCUCCCAUCACAUACAUUUUUAUGGAUGACACAAGGUCCCCAACGACAGGAAACUCAGCAGUAUGAGUAUGCCAUGCCAGUUCACCCACCUCCAUUGCCGUCUCUGCAACCGGCCAUUCAGUUUUCAGAGUCUAGACUACCAGAACAACCUUUCUUUCAACCUUUCACAAAUCUAUUUCCUGCAAGACAACUCCAGAUUCCACAGUAUAACAUUCAGCCACCAAUACAGCAGACGUUUCCACAACUAGAAGCCCAACCAGCUGUUGAUCCACAACAGCAGCCGCUGCCAGCAGAGAGACAAACUCAUCAGAUCUAUCCAGCAUUGCAUGGAACCCAACAAGACCCAUCUCAACAACAGCAACAACAACAACCUAUGUAUCCAAGUUUGUAUUACUUGCCUUACGUAGCAAACCAAGGAGCUGCUCCUGCCAGACUAGGAAUAGUAAGCUCAGAAGAAAUGCAGGGUGGUGGAUAUGGUGCGCCAGCCUACCGGGCAGCAGGUCCUGAUCUCUUUCCCAUGGAUACUAGAUUUGGAAACUCACCACUCAACCAGCCUGGCGAUUACACUGUUGAAGAUGAUCAGCUGGGAAUAACAGAACAGCCUGACGUAAAAGGAGGGGCUAAUGCUGGGGCCAAUCCUUCUGGCAAGGGGAACAAUGCUGUCCUUUUAGACGGUACCCAGGGUGGUGCUUUGCCAAAUCCCAACAGCCACCUGUUCAACCCUGCUGGUCAGAGCCAAGGACUCUCAGGGUUAGCCCAGGCUACUAUGGCUCCCCAUGCCACUCAGGGCCCUUUCCUCUCUUUGGAUGCUGCUGAUCCUUCUAUGCCUUUGGAUUCCACUAUGUUCCCUGACUUAUACACAACCAAUGUGGGAAAUGAACCUGGUCUGGCCCACGUCGGUCAGGAUGCAUGGCAUUUCCAAGAACCCUGAGUGCCUUUAAGGAGCACACUACAUGCCACUUGUGUACUCUCCAGGUAUUUCCUGUGCUUGAUGUCUUGGCUUAGGUGGCUAUUAAUCUUCCACACAAUGAGCCCCAAUGCAUUAAAGAUGCUAAUCAAUGUAUGCAGCUUCUGGCAAUGAUGGCCUAACCUUUGUUUCAUGUUUUACAUUUCACGUCUGGGAAAGCAUUGGAGGUGCCGGUGAUUAAUGGCUAAAAGUAAAACUCAGUUCUCCUGCUCCCAGUUGGCUGAAGCUCUCUGUUUCUUUUGUUUGUGUCACUUUUGCUUUCAUAUGCUUUAGACCCUUGCCUGUUGGGCAUUUUAAAUAAUGAUCUCUAUUGAUAAAACCUUUGGCUUUAGAAAACAGAAAGGCUCUCAAGAUUUAUAAGCUGUUACGCUGAUCUAGAGUUUACGGUCGAGUGUGUGGCUCCAAUGCUGAUUAGGCAGCACACCCUAUUGCAUUGAUUUAUUUAGGCAGCAUGUAAUAAAAUUUUA
This is a messenger RNA of Anolis sagrei ordinatus, 1665 nucleotides long. It is a transcript of the gene AMBN, whose product is annotated as ameloblastin. Gene Ontology annotation, molecular function: structural constituent of tooth enamel; growth factor activity. Gene Ontology annotation, biological process: cell adhesion; odontogenesis of dentin-containing tooth. NCBI's taxonomy places the organism in Eukaryota, Metazoa, Chordata, Lepidosauria, Squamata, Anolidae. The record is from RefSeq and is a predicted model, not a curated record.